AUGUCACCAAAGCCGGGCAAGCCGGCAAUGGCCGCAGGCACCCGUGCCGCCGCCAGCCGCAAGGAGUCCUCGUUCAUGUCAUCGCUCCUGGGUUGGCACCGCGCCGGGGCUGUCCUGCUCGUGGCAGUGCUGGCGUCAACUGCCCUAGGCACCUGGGCGCAGUUUGCCGCCAAGCCCGCAACCGCCCUCCCGGCUGCGACCACUACCGCCGCCGCCGCUGUCCCCGCCGGCGCUGGUGCUGCCGCCGCCGCUGUCCCCGCCGGCCCCGGUGCCGCCGCCGCGCGGCCGGCCGGGGCAGCGUCAGCGACCGGCCCCGCUAUCCCGCCGGCCUCUGCCGCUGCAUCGGCUGCGCCUAAGGCCGGCGCUGCUAUUGCCGCUGGCGCCGGAGGUGCCGCCAGCAGGGGCGGCGCAGCUGGUGCCGCCGCCGGCGCCGCCCGCACUGCCGGCGCCGCCGGCGCCGCCGGCGCCGCCGGCGCCGCUGGGGCUGCCGGCGCCGCUGGGGCUGCCGGCCCCGCUGGGGCUGCCGGCCCCGCUGGCCUCGCUCCCAGCUCCAUUCGUGGCGCAGCGACCACGCUCUCGUUGCAGGACGACGGCGACUCCGCGGGGCCCGGCGCCGACUCUGCCGGUCCUGACCUCGGUUUCGAUUCGACCGCCUUCGACCUCCCUGCCGCUUCUCCUUCUGCAAAUCUUGGCGACGAUGAACAAGACACUCCUAAACUGUGCCAGGGCAAGACGCCGGCGAAGGUCGUCAUCGACCGCAUUGUGCCGUACCCCGCCGCCGGCGCCACGCCGCUCAUUGUACUGCGCAACAUUGGCGGCCAGACCGCCAACCUGACCGGCUGGCGGCUCACGGACAGCGACACUCGCUCCGUGCCGGCAGCAAUGAACUUGGUGAUGGGCGCCCCGCCUUGCGACGGGCCCGGCAACUACACCAUUGAACCCUCCCGCACGCUGGAGCUCAAGCCCAAGAACGACAGCGGACCCUGCGGCUUUCCCUUUAGCCUCAGCUUCAGAGACGAGGUGAACUUGUUCGACCCUAACGGAACCUUGAUAGCGACCGCGAAAUGGGCCGACGCCACCAUGGGGUCCGCGCUGCACCUGUCCGAGGACGGCUCUUACGUCAGCAUCAGUGAGAUGGACGACGUGCUGACGGUGCUCCGAAGCACAGGUCGCCAUAAGAUCUUUCUGGACGCUCUGCAAACCACGGGUCUGGACAAGCAGCUCACCUCCGCCUCCUCCCCCGACUACAAGAUGCCGGAGAGACCGAAGCCCAAGGAGCAAAUCGAAGUGGCGCCGCAAUUUCCCUGGUGGUUCGGUUUCGGAGUGGAUCGCUCCAAGCUGCCGCCGCCGCCUCCUCCCCCGCCGCCGCCGCCACCGCCGCCCGCCGAAAAACGUUGCGCGAAUUGA
Volvox carteri f. nagariensis is the source of this 1407-nucleotide messenger RNA. RefSeq lists its product as uncharacterized. The record is from RefSeq and is a predicted model, not a curated record. NCBI's taxonomy places the organism in Eukaryota, Viridiplantae, Chlorophyta, Chlorophyceae, Chlamydomonadales, Volvocaceae. Bases 1 to 1407 code for a protein of 468 amino acids. The transcript has 6 exons.